AUGCACCUGGAAGAGAGGCUAGCGGAGCGAGACACGGCUGGACCCAGUGCAAGGAGAUCCCUGGACGCUGCCAAUGGAGCGCAGCACUCGCAUCUUCGAAAGAGUUGCAGUGAAAUGGUUGAUGGUUCAGCUGAGGGGUAUGGCGGUCUGGGACGCAAUGGGCGGUCACCCUCUGGCACGGCUGGGCUUCAGAGAAAUCGACGAAUUGACCUAACCGAGUCGAAAGGAAGAAGAACAAGAAAUUCUAACAGACAAGCGACGACCACGUUUUGGGAGGGAAGCUCAAUGCAACCCAGGUCCAAGGGCAGAGAGGGAGAUAACAGCUUGGCCCAACACAGCACAGCACAGCACAUCAAACAAUAUCCAGCAGAUGACAUCGGUUGGGUCUGGACGGCAGCAGAACAAGCACGAGCAAGUUUGGCGGCAGGUAACAAAUGUCGGGGAGGAAAUUCGUCGAGGGCAAAUAAUAAGGAAGUGGUGAGGUUGUAA
Molecule: messenger RNA, 489 nt
Organism: Colletotrichum paranaense
Lineage: Eukaryota; Fungi; Ascomycota; Sordariomycetes; Glomerellales; Glomerellaceae
Exons: 1
Coding region: 1-489 (162 amino acids)
Source: RefSeq, a predicted model, not a curated record